GUUAAGCUACAUCGUUUCAAGAGCAAAACAAAACUAAACGAUGCAGGAAGCAGACGCUCAUAAAGCGCGUAUAACGCAAAUCGAGGAGUUUAUCAACGAUGUGCUUAAAGAGGAUCUCAAGCAGCUGGAGCACUACAUCAAUCUUUUUAACGAGGAGAUCAUGGAGUAUGUACAGUUAAAGAAUACACUGCAGACCUUUGGCGACCAUAUGCCGGCUGGCUACAAAACGCAGGUGAACAUUGGCAGCAACAUUUUCAUGCAGGCGCGCGUCAAGCAAAUGGACAAAAUCCUGGUUAACGUGGGCAAAGAGGUGUAUCUGGAAAUGAGCAUGGACGAGGCGAUACGCUUCAGUGAUGUGCGCAUUAAAAUUCUAACCAAACAGGCGGAUGUGGUGCGCGAGGAGAGCGUCAAGAAGCGCUCCCAAAUCAAGAUGGCUCUCAUAGCGAUCAGCGAGCGGGAAAAGCUGCUGCAGCAACAGGAUGACAGAUAGCGGGCGAUGGCUUAGCCCGAUUAAGGAUACCCGCCUAAAAGCAGUAUAUUAAUGAAUUUUCAAGUCAAGUCAAAAAGCUUUACACAAGCAUAUACUCUAGUUAUUUUGUCUUAUAAAUUACAACUUUGAAUUUACAGCUGUUGUCCUAAUGUGAUAAAAAAAAACAAUCACGCGAAAUGAACCGAUUUGAAAGAAUAAAUAUUCGCAUUAAACCGCAA
Molecule: messenger RNA, 708 nt
Organism: Drosophila montana
Lineage: Eukaryota; Metazoa; Arthropoda; Insecta; Diptera; Drosophilidae
Gene: Uxt
Product: Uxt prefoldin-like subunit
Exons: 2
Coding region: 41-490 (149 amino acids)
Biological process (GO): protein folding; negative regulation of transcription by RNA polymerase II
Cellular component (GO): prefoldin complex; cytoplasm
Molecular function (GO): transcription corepressor activity
Source: RefSeq, a predicted model, not a curated record